Molecule: messenger RNA, 859 nt
Organism: Carcharodon carcharias (great white shark)
Lineage: Eukaryota; Metazoa; Chordata; Chondrichthyes; Lamniformes; Lamnidae
Product: galectin-8-like
Exons: 5
Coding region: 219-662 (147 amino acids)
Molecular function (GO): carbohydrate binding
Source: RefSeq, a predicted model, not a curated record
ACCAUUAUAACCAGUCACGUGAGCGGCAAACCGCAACUCCUCCUGUGCCAGUUGCUGAUCCACCAGUUGUUGUUGCCCAUUGAAAUUUGGGGGUGGGGGGAGGGUCCAUUAGUCGUCACUCCUAACCCCUCCUAACCAACGAAAUCUGCCAAAGCCAUCAACCCUCACCCCUCCUGCCGAUUUUUUUUCCCACUUCUUUCACAAAACAACAAAAAAAAAUGAAUAUACUAAAGCUCCACCGCCCGAUGGUUCCCUGUACAGCAAAGUUUGAUGAAGAAUUACGUGAAGAGUCAAUAGUAGUUAUUAAAGGAAAGUUGACGGAUGAUCCCCUCAGAUUUGAUGUUAAUUUUCAGAAGGGUGACCAUCCUGAUGCAGACAUUUUAUUCCAUUUCAAUCCGCGUUUUAAAGAGGAACUUGAAAAAGUGAUAUUUAAUAGUCGGGGAGCAGAUGGCUGGGGAUUUCAGGGUGAGAAGUACGAAAAGAUUGCUUCCAGAACUUCUCCAUUUAAGCUGGUAUUCAUGGUGUGGAACAACUCUUUCCAGGUAUCUGUGAAUGGUAGACAUAUCCUUGACUACCCACACCGAUUAGAAGAUUGGAAGCCAGAUACUGUUAUAGUUUUUGGAGAUAUACAAGUAGAAAGUAUUGAUGUUCUCAAACUUUGAGGCUAAAAAAGCUGUUGAAGGAACAGAAUGAAACUUCUAAAGCAAAGUUGAAUUACACGUCGAGAGUUAAAAUAGCAAUUUAUCAGCUUCUGCAUUUCAUUCUGUCUAUGCUUGAAAAUUUGUUAGUUUGCGUGAUGACUUUAGAUAUAUUUCAUACAAUGCCGAUAUUGAUUCACUUUAGACAUAGAGGAAUGAAA